CCACAGCCGAACGUGCCCGUAGAGUAGGCAAAUCUCCUUCCUCUUUUUCCGGUUGGACACAAAACGGCAUAACACCUUUAUUAUACAAGAUUAGGCAAAUCUCUGCAAGUCCGUGAGAAAUCGGCCAUGGCAAUGGAGCCACCGACGACUUCUCGUCCGUGGAUAUCGGAAGCGGUGCCCCUUCUUGUGGUGGUUCUUUUGGCGGUCCACGUCUCAGCCUUGGUAUAUUGGAUUUAUAAGUUAGCUUCGGAGAAGCCGCCCCCGCGGAGAAAGACGCAUUGAGAUCCCCCUCGACAUCGUAGUGUGUACGGUAAGGUGGUCGUCCUAAGUGCCUGCGUUAUGCCUAGUUGGUCGGGGGGUUCAAUCUGCCUACAGAUCAACCGUAACAAUCUUAUCUAUGUGAACUCAUAGAAAACAAAUCAAUUGUCAACAGACCAUAUAAAGUUGGAAUGAAGGCGAACGUUACAUUAAAGAGUUUAAAGUGAUUUUAACGUUACAUUAAAGAGUUUAAAGUGAUUUAAACCUUUGGUGCGAAUUAAUUUGGGCCAACUAUAGGUAUUUUGUUUCUCCAUUCUGCUCUGUUUGGGGAAAAUUAUUUGCCUAAUACUUUUAGGUGCAUUCAUCCUUUUAUGAGUUCUUCAUCUAGAUUUAAUGCAGAGGGAUAUUAGGUCUUGUUGUACUCGUCAAGAAAUCAUUGUGAACUCGAGGCUGUAAUUUUUAUUGAAGUCAGCGUCAACAAUUUCAAGUUCAAUUCUGUUCUGAUGAUGUUUAAUAUAUAUUGUUCUCAUGACCAGAAAAGAUCUUCCUAGCCUCAUAUAUAUA
Molecule: messenger RNA, 822 nt
Organism: Ananas comosus (pineapple)
Lineage: Eukaryota; Viridiplantae; Streptophyta; Magnoliopsida; Poales; Bromeliaceae
Exons: 3
Coding region: 127-282 (51 amino acids)
Source: RefSeq, a predicted model, not a curated record